Molecule: messenger RNA, 603 nt
Organism: Mesorhabditis spiculigera
Lineage: Eukaryota; Metazoa; Nematoda; Chromadorea; Rhabditida; Rhabditidae
Source: the annotation of a GenBank genome assembly
AUGCCCCCGCGCGAGCGAACCGAGGAGUCGCCGCCCUACUUCGAGGGAGACUAUGUGCCUCCCCCUCCUCCUCCUCCCCCGCCACUGGAGGCCUUCCUGGGCAUUGAUCAGCUGGCCGGUAGUCGGCCCGGAUUUGCGGCUUGCCUCCGCUACAGCGCGGAGACCGACGGCGAAAACGCAGCCGCUCGGAUUCGUUAUGGCCGCGAGGCAGUUUUGGUGGCCGCUCGGCCCCAUCGCUUCGCGUACCAGGUGGCCGUGCAGUCCCUCGGCCAGUUCAUGCAGCCCCCGUUCAUCGACGAUGGCGGGAAUAUUGUUGCCCGCUUCGUCCUGGUGCAGUCUCGUUUCCUUCUUCUCCGUCGCGCCAUCCACCGUGCCAACCCGAUGAUUGCUAUGGUCGGGCAGCCCGCCCUUGUCAACUACGUGGAGGAGUACAGUCUACAGUUCAAUAGGGCUAGGGGCCGCUUGAUUCAGUUGAUUGCUACCGCCGGCGCGCACCGCCAUCAUCCCGCGUAUUUGCGCCUCCAAAGGGCCGGGCUCGGUUGGGUGCGCGAAAUCGGCAUCCUGAGGGCUGAGCUUCAGCAGCUGGUGGCGGCGCUCUUUAAU